AUAAUAUCAUAUGAUAAUGGUUUCGGCAUCGCGGUCUCUCGGGUUUAUUUUUAUUUAGAUAAAGAAAACUAAUAGAUAACAAAUUAUCGCGAUACUUAUAUAAAGCGUUUUGCGCUCCUCCCUCAUAUUUAGCUACUAGUUACAGCAGUUUACAUAGGUGUAAAGAGUGUUAUAAAUUUUAAUGAUGAAGUUUUGUGCGAAUCUCAGUUUUAUGUUCACUGAAGGCAAAAGUAUUAUUGAACGGUAUGCUUUGGCAAAAGAAGCAGGUUUUAAAGCUGUGGAGUCAGGGUUUCCAUUCGGGCAUUCCUUGAUUGAAGUAAAACAAGCAAAAGAGAAUGCUGGUCUACAGCAAGUAUUGAUAAAUAUUAAAACAGGAGAUCUUACCAAAGGAGAGUUGGGUGUAACAGCUGUUCCGGGUAUGGAGUCCAAAUUCAAGGAUAUGUUGAAUGAAACCAUAGAGUAUGCAUUAGCUCUUGAUGCAAAGAAAGUACACAUAAUGGCUGGGAAAUUGGAAAAUGUCAAUACCAGUAACUGGGAGACUUAUGAGAAUAAUCUGAAGUAUGCUGCCGGGGAAUUGGCUAAGGCCAACCUUGUUGGAGUUAUAGAGCCAAUCAACCAACACUCUGUGCCCCAAUACUUUUUGAGUGAUUUUGGAAAAGCUGUGGAUAUAAUAAAGAGGAUAAACAGUCCCCACCUGAAGUUACAGUUGGACAUCUUCCACUUGCAGCACAUUUGUGGAGAUCUGUCAUAUAAUAUUAAAAACUUGAUGCCAUAUGUAGGCCAUGUGCAGAUAGCACAAGUGCCAAAUCGCAAUGAGCCAGACACUCCAGGAGAAAUCAACUACCCAUAUAUCCUACAGUUGCUAAAGGAUAAUGGUUACAAUGACUGGGUGGGGCUGGAGUACAAGCCUAAAGGAAACUCGAAGGAGGGAUUGCAGUGGAUCAAGAAUUAUGGUUACAGUCUGUGAUUUAAUAAUAAUUUGAGUGAAUAUUUUUCUAUAUUGAAUAGGUAUAUAUUUAUUUUUAUAUUUUAUAGACUAGUUAGAUAAUUAUAUCCUAUUUAUUUAUUUAUAUAUUUUACAUGUUACAAUGAUAAUACAUUUUUAUUUAAAUUUUA
Plodia interpunctella (Indianmeal moth) is the source of this 1116-nucleotide messenger RNA. It is a transcript of the gene Gip, whose product is annotated as GIP-like. The transcript has 4 exons. Bases 182 to 967 code for a protein of 261 amino acids. Lineage: Eukaryota; Metazoa; Arthropoda; Insecta; Lepidoptera; Pyralidae. The record is from RefSeq and is a predicted model, not a curated record.